This is a messenger RNA of Micromonas commoda, 822 nucleotides long. RefSeq lists its product with no specific name. Gene Ontology annotation, cellular component: cytosolic small ribosomal subunit; ribosome. The record is from RefSeq and is a predicted model, not a curated record. The coding region runs from base 1 to 822 and encodes 273 amino acids. Gene Ontology annotation, biological process: translation. NCBI's taxonomy places the organism in Eukaryota, Viridiplantae, Chlorophyta, Mamiellophyceae, Mamiellales, Mamiellaceae. The transcript has a single exon. Gene Ontology annotation, molecular function: structural constituent of ribosome; RNA binding.
AUGGCUGAACGUGGAGGUGAAGGACGCGGCGGCUUCGGCCGCGGUUUCGGACGCGGCGACCGCGGUGGACGCGGCCGCGGCGACCGCGGUGGACGCGGCCGCGGCAGGCGCGACGCCAAGCCCGAGGAUCGCUGGACCCCGUGCACCAAGCUCGGCCGCCUCGUGCAGCAGGGUAAGAUUCGCUCCCUCGAGCAGAUCUACCUCUUCUCCAUCCCCAUCAAGGAGCACCAGAUCGUGGAGCACUUCCUCGGCGAGCUCUCCGACGAGGUGAUGAAGAUCAUGCCCGUGCAGAAGCAGACCUCCGCGGGUCAGCGCAUGCGCUUCAAGGCUUUCGUCGUCGUGGGCGACAAGAACGGCCACAUCGGCCUCGGCGUCAAGGCGUGCAAGGAGGUUGCGCACUCCAUCCAGGGCUCCAUGAUCCUCGCCAAGCUCAACAUCGUCCCCGUCCGACGCGGAUACUGGGGCGGUAAGAUUGGCGCCCCGCACACCAUCCCCACCAAGCUCACCGGCAAGUGCGGCUCGGUGUCUGUCCGCCUCAUCCCCGCGCCCCGCGGCGCCGGUCUCGUCGCCGCGAACGGCUCCAAGAAGGUGCUCCAGCUCGCGGGCCUCCACGACGUGUACACCUCCUCCACCGGAUCCACGAAAACCCUCGGCAACUUCGUCAAGGCGACGUACUACGCCCUCAAGAAAUCCUACGGCUUCCUGUCCCCAGACCUGUGGAGGGAGACUUCGUUCACCAAGGCGCCCGCGCAGGAGUUCACCGACUUCCUCGCCAUGAAGAAGACUGUCGAUCACUCCAAGAACUACGACAGGGAGUACUGA